Molecule: messenger RNA, 1124 nt
Organism: Prosopis cineraria
Lineage: Eukaryota; Viridiplantae; Streptophyta; Magnoliopsida; Fabales; Fabaceae
Product: probable peroxidase 26
Exons: 4
Coding region: 16-1002 (328 amino acids)
Biological process (GO): hydrogen peroxide catabolic process; response to oxidative stress
Cellular component (GO): plant-type cell wall; plasmodesma
Molecular function (GO): peroxidase activity; heme binding
Source: RefSeq, a predicted model, not a curated record
GGAAGGUGAUCCAGGAUGGGGAAAAGCACUGGGCCACUUGUAAUGCUCUUGAUGGUCGUUGCAGUGGUGGAGGCGGAAACGCCACCGAAGCUGGAGUGGCACUACUACAAGGUCCAUAAUACAUGCCGAUACGCGGAAGAGUACGUGAGGCAUCAAGUCAAGAUUUUCUGGGACCACGACAGAGCCGUUACCCCCAAGCUCCUCCGCCUGCUCUACGCUGACUGCUUCGUCACUGGUUGUGACGCAUCCGUUCUGCUGGACGGACCAGAUUCCGAGAAGGAGGCCCCACAAAACAGGGGGCUUGCAGGCUUUGUGAUCAUUGACAAGAUCAAAACCGUUUUAGAAGAUCGAUGCCCUGGGGUAGUCUCCUGUGCUGACAUACUCCACCUCGCCACCAGGGAUGCUCUUAAACUGGCAGGUGCGCCGGCUUAUCCUGUUUUCACUGGACGAAGGGAUACCUUCAAAUCCGAUGCUGCGUCCGUAGACCUGCCUCCCCCCUCCAUCUCCCACCAGGAUGCUUUACAAUACUUCAAAUCCAAGGGCUUAACUGAACUCGAUAUGACCACUCUCUUAGGAGCGCACUCUAUGGGAAGAACCCACUGCAGCUUCAUCGUGGAUCGACUGUACAACUACAACGGCACCGGAAAGCCGGACCCUGCCAUGAACGUCACUUUUGUGGACACACUCAGAAAGCUGUGCCCAUCCCGAAAGAAGGGACAGCACGACCCUCUGGUGUUCUUGAACCCACAAUCUGGCUCUCACUUUACCUUCACAGAAUCUUACUACCAAAGAAUCCUAUCCCACGAAGCUGUCCUUGGGGUUGAUCAGCAGCUGCUGUAUGGUGAUGACUCUUCACAAAUCACUGAGGAAUUUGCUGCUGGAUUUGAAGAUUUCCGGAGAUCUUUUGCUCUCUCCAUGUAUCGAAUGGGAAAUAUCAAUGUUUUGACAGGAAACAAGGGAGAGAUCCGCCGAAACUGUCGAUAUGCAAAUAAGGGCUCCUAGAAUUAAAAAUUAUGAUUAACAAGAUGUAAACAAGCCCAGCCAUCUAAAAUCGAAUUGUUUGUGUUUUUACUAGGAAAAGAAUAAUACAUGAAUAACAUGAAUAAGUCUUUUGUCCUCUGAAA